This is a messenger RNA of Pollicipes pollicipes, 2306 nucleotides long. RefSeq names its product TBC1 domain family member 7 (gene TBC1d7). NCBI's taxonomy places the organism in Eukaryota, Metazoa, Arthropoda, Thecostraca, Pollicipedomorpha, Pollicipedidae. The record is from RefSeq and is a predicted model, not a curated record. Gene Ontology annotation, biological process: negative regulation of TOR signaling; activation of GTPase activity. Gene Ontology annotation, molecular function: GTPase activator activity. Bases 650 to 1519 code for a protein of 289 amino acids. The transcript has 9 exons.
UAUGCACCAAUGAAAAUUGGUGGCUCAGUGCUGAGCAAAUUAAAAGCCAAAAUAUUGACAAUAAAACCGCUAAGCUGCUAAAGCAGCUAUUUCUUCGAACACAUCAACUUUUCGCAAAUUCUCAAAUCUUGAAAGCGCGGCUCCCGUGUUUUUUUGCGAUGACUGUUGCGUAUCGUAACGCGAUUGACAACAGUUUACGGUGAGGGCCUUUAAAAGUGGGUUGAUAUGUGGACCCGCGGCAUGGUAUGGAGUGAUCCUUCUGUCUAAACACAGCAACAAGAGGAUCAGCAUUGGUGGUACUGAGGUGGGAAAAGCAGGUGCCUAAGGAUGAGCACGGCAGCAGCUGUGGACACUUUGGAGGCUCUGUUUCGCAAGGUGGACUCGGAGGUCGAGUCGAUCUGCCGCGACCUGGACGUGACCUCGACUGGAGACCAGGCGACGGUGGGUGAUGUGGCCCGGAGGCUGGUGAAGGUGCGCCAGACUUUCGACACGCUGAAGCAGGAAGUGGAGACGCUGCAGAAGGAGAGGCAGCAGUGCAUAGACAAGUUUGAUGCUGAGUUCCAGCUCUUCGGCGAGCUCUUCGACCAACUGAACGCCAAAGUUGGACCGGUGCCUGCCCUGGACGAACAGAACUCCAACCAUUAAUACGAUGGCGCAGGCGGACGAGCGGAACUUCCGCUCGCAGUACUACGAGAAGAUGGGCUUCCGCUGUGUGGAGGAGAAGCGCUCGCUGGAGCCGCUGCUGCGCGAGACGCCGGUGGACGGCGCGCGACUGGCCCAGUUCGUCCGACUCCACCUGGUGCCCGGCAUCUACCGGCCGCUGGUCUGGCGGCUGCUGCUCAAAGUCCAGCCGUGCCACCCGGAGGCGGCCGAGUUCGUGGCGGCGCGCCGCCGGGAGACUGCCACCGACACGUUCCACUGGCUGCGCGUGCUGCGUAACGUGACGGACGAGACGCCCUGGCCGCUGGUGUUCUGGCUCGGCUGGCUGCUCAACACGUACCGGCUGGCGCACAUGCUGCCCGACGAGAUCCUCCGGCAGGACGAGUGUCCGCAGCUGCAGGUGGCGCAGCUGGUCAUGGACCUGUUCGACGACCAGACGGACCAGUUUUUCGUCUGCUGCCGGCUGUGGCAGCUGCAGCGUGAGGCGCUCGACGCGCUGCCCGGCCAGCUGGCGUGGCUGGCGGCGCAGCUGGAGCGCGAGGACCCGCCGCUGGCGGCGCACCUGGCCGCGCUCGGCCUGCUGGCCGACGGUACCCUGCUCGCCGGCUGGAUCAGUCGGCUCUUCUGCGGCGUGCUGCCCAGCUCGUCGGUGGAGCGGGUGGUGGACAAGCUGGUGGCGGGCGCGGAGCGGAUCCUGCCGCUGACCGGCGCCAGUCUGCUCAUCACGCACCGGCGCGCGCUGCUCGCCGUCGAGGACCCGUCGGCGGCGCGCGCUCUGCUCGACAAGGUGGUGGAGGAGGAUACCGACCGGGUGGUCAGCCGCGCGCUCGACCUCUGGGCCAAGCAGAGCAAGGUGUGAGCGCCGCGCCGUUCGGCCGCGGCCCGCCGGCGGCGCCAUCUGCCGGACGCGGGGCGGACGUGCGCCAACGCGGCAGCCCGCACUACUGGCGCGGGCGUGGCCGUGCGCCGUUGUGGAGCGGAUGGACGCGUGACCCGGCGGUGGUUCCGCGGCUGUUUGAUGUCCCGAGACUGAGCAGAACUGCAGCGGGACGCGCUGAGCGCCCGCCGUAUUCCGGAGUGAUGUGUGAAGUCCCGCGGGAGGGUCGCGUGACUGCGGGCCGGCGCUCGCGUGGCGGUGGGGUUAGCGCACGUGCUCCGUGCGCGGUGCGGUCUGAGCGUGCGUGACGGCUGCCGUGACGCGUGACGUAUGCGUCCGUGACUGUUUGUGUGACGUGAUUGCUGCCCAGGCGGUCCGUUUUCUCCACCGAUUGAACUGCAUGGGUGCGUUUGGAUUGUGCGGGAGUCUUGCGAAGCCGGUGGCACGGGUAUUGUUUCGGUGCAAAUCGCGUGCGAUUUAUUCUUACAGACUGCCUGGAGCAACUGUCAUUGAUAAUGCUCGCUGUGAAUAGGUUUGCAAAGGUGACCGCGAUUAGCGUUUUUGUAUAGCUUUCGUGCCGCGACGCCAGUUGUCCUACUGCGGUUGGCAUUUUGUAUCGUUUGUGAAAUCGCGUGCUCUCUUCCUGUAUUAGCGUAAUCAGUAUUUUAGUGCAUGAAUAUUGUGCGGAAGGUUCUAACGUUCUUAACAGGAACCGUUUUAUGAGAUGCGUCGCAUUUUUUUUCAUUACUCAAUAAAUUGCUUCAGUUUA